GGGCCUUUCUGCCGUGACCUCUGACAGUCAUUUUCUAGAUCAUGGACAGUCAUCAAGACCAGGACAGUCCUGCCGAGCCUGACCCCCAUGAGCCACAAUACGAGGAAUUUGACGCCGUGAACUUUCUCGUUCGUGGAGGGUACCCGAUUGAGCGCGAGGAGCUGUUCGCUUUUACGAAGAAGCUAGCCUCGGAUUGGAUUGCCAAAGGCGUGCCGACCAUUGUACCCUCCAGCAAGGACGAUCCGCCCAUAAUGCUCAAGCUCAUGGACGAUCUCCUUCGCUAUUUCCCGGAUCUGGAGUGCUCUGCCAUCGGCAACCCCGCCGACCCCAAGAAGUGGACAUACUUUAUUGCCACUGAUCAGGGUCGUUACGUGGACGUCCCUUUAGCGGAGUAUCGUGACAUGGUACGGAGGCAAGACUUCUGGAAUCCCGAGCCCAAGCUCCGACUACAGGAGACGAUUGCUGACGCAGAGGUCAGAGACCUAUUGCAGAAGAUUGGCGCGAGGUUGCAUCCUUUCCGUACUGUUUUCUGGGAUUGAAGCGUUGGCACUGCGAUGUCUCCCCAUGCGGGUACACGCAAUUAUGCCUGUUCACUGGCCAGCAGCAGGCUCGACUACAGCUUCAGAGCACUUUACGUAAAUCUUGUCUAGUCCGCGCAGAAGAAAAAAGCAUUUGCUUGACUGAGC
Messenger RNA from Schizophyllum commune H4-8, 686 nucleotides. RefSeq lists its product as uncharacterized. NCBI's taxonomy places the organism in Eukaryota, Fungi, Basidiomycota, Agaricomycetes, Agaricales, Schizophyllaceae. The coding region runs from base 42 to 539 and encodes 165 amino acids. The transcript is spliced from 2 exons. The record is from RefSeq and is a predicted model, not a curated record.